Messenger RNA from Phalaenopsis equestris, 1520 nucleotides. RefSeq names its product protein REVERSION-TO-ETHYLENE SENSITIVITY1-like. Lineage: Eukaryota; Viridiplantae; Streptophyta; Magnoliopsida; Asparagales; Orchidaceae. Gene Ontology annotation, biological process: response to ethylene; regulation of ethylene-activated signaling pathway. The transcript is spliced from 4 exons. Gene Ontology annotation, cellular component: endoplasmic reticulum; Golgi apparatus. The record is from RefSeq and is a predicted model, not a curated record. Bases 603 to 1289 code for a protein of 228 amino acids.
CAGGCGGUGGGUUAGAUUCAUGCAUCUUCCCCUCUGAUUUUCUCCCGCUCCACUUGGGGAAUGGUUCAGAAUUCUCAUCAAAACCCCCUUUUUCGAUGCAGCUGUAGCACGCCGCCUUCGUCCCUGUCAGCGACCAAGGGCUCCACAUUCAUUGGUUAUUCUCCGACCCUUUUCUCUGUCUUUAAUUUGACUCCCAAUUUCUCCGGCCAUACAGGCGGCAUCGCGCCUCGUUCGUUGCUUUUGCUGCUGGAAGGGAGACAUCGUUGAUGCGAUCACCAAAUCGAAGAUCGCUUACUGUAUUACAGUGUCGGUCUUCUUCAUCUCUUCACCACCCUUUUGAUCUUACUUUUGCUGCCGGCUUGCUUAUUUCUUCGUUGCAAUCUAUAAAGAAGCCGGCCGGCAUUCUUGGACUUCUAUCUGUUGUAGCGUCGCGGUGAUUUGCUGCAGGACGAUCAUGGCUGGGGCUUGAUCUCCUUUCUGUUCCCUCCAGUUGUUUAUUCCGAACUUCACUGCUAGCGAGAAGUAUUUGUCAUGGACUGAAAUUGCAUCAUCUCAUUGAAUAAUUUGUUGAAAGAUUGAUAUUCCUAAGCUCGGCUUCAUUGAUGGAGCUUAGUUUUGAUUGUGAAAAUGGGAAUUUGAUCCAUGAUCUAUGGCCACUUGAAGAACUGGAUCCGAAGAAAGGAAAGUUUCCUUGCUGCAUUGUUUGGACUCCCCUUCCCAUUGUCUCAUGGCUGGCUCCUUAUAUCGGACAUAUUGGAAUUUGCCUGGAGGAUGGUGCAAUUUUGGAUUUUGCGGGUUCAAAUUUCGUAAAUAUUGAUAAUUUUGCAUAUGGCGGCGUCGCCAAAUAUCUUCAACUUGACAGGAAAAAGUGCUGUUUCCCGGCAAACCUAUCGAGCCACUCAUGUCGGCAGCCCUACCAUCACGCCGAAGGCGGAACGGCAUUCUCUUGGGACGACGCGCUAGACUUUUGCAUGCAUCAAUACCAGCACAAAUGCUAUAAUCUAUUCACCUGCAACAGCCACUCCUUCGUUUCGAAGUGCCUCAACCGGCUCGCUUACGACGGUCAUGUCAGCUGGAACUUACUGAAUCUGGUGGUGCUGAUCCUUUGGAAGGGACGAUGGGUCGAUGCGAUGUCGGUUUUUCGUUCGUUCUUCCCCUUUGCCGUCGUAGUCUGCAUUGGAAUCUUAAUGGCUGGCUGGCCAUUUCUGGUUGGGAUGGCUUCUUUCUCAGUUCUUCUGAUUGGGUGGUUCCGGUUAGGAACAUACUGUGUGAAGAGUCUGCUGGACUGAUUGCUCAGGCAGCCAUGAAUGAUCAGACAAAGUUCAGGCCUUUCUUUUCUUGGAACGAAGGGCAGGUCACAAACCCUAGCAGUGAUUCAACGAAGUUUUAGAGGAUUUUUGAAUUGUGCUCUUCGGUGGAGAGCUCGCCGGCGGCAUUGAGGUUUCCGAUGAACUCAGUGGACAGUAAAAAGAUUUUUAGAAGGCAUUUACAUACUUAAAAGUGAAGAUUCUUAUGUAUUU